AUGGUCUUGAGUAUAUCUUUAGCAGCAAGACUGAAACAAAUCAAAAAGAGAAUCAAAACAGUUAUCAGCCUUCAAAAACUGGUGGAACAUGCUGCAAUCAACGGAUUUUUAUUAAAAGACUGUAUAGAUAAGGAGCCUACCGUCCUAAAGGCCUUCAGAAAGUAUUUUGUAAAGGAGAAUUAUAGUGCUGUUUUCGAAUUAGUGGAAUAUUCUCUUUUAACGGGAAUUAUUUUUGAGUUCAUCAAUCUUCAAAUGACGUUUAUUUGGAAUUAUGGUGACAUUUUUAUAAUACUUAUUGGUACUGCACUGCAAUGCAAAUUAAAUCAGAUUACAAAAAGGCUACAAUCUAUUUGCAGACUUAAAGUAAGAGAUAUGCAAGUAUGGAAUGUUGUUAGGAAGGAUUAUCUAGAACUCUCAAAAUUAUGUCAUUCGACAAACAAGAAAAUUUCCUUGCUAAUAAUUGUCAGCUUUUCUUCAAAUCUUUACUUUCUCUUGAAGCAAAUGUUUGGUAGUUUGCGGCCAAUGGAAAGCACUUUACAAAAAUUUUACUUUUUCAUAUCGUUAGGAUUGUUACUAUUAAGGGUUAUUUGUGUUUGUAUAUUUGGAAGCAGUCUCCAUGUGGAAUGGGAAAACAUAUCCUACGUUCUUCAGUCAGUGCAUUCAUCUGCUUAUAACAUAGAGGUUCAUCGAUUUGUAGAAAACGUAUCGACUUCUGAGCUGGUCCUUACGGGAAAGAAUUUCUUCAAAAUAACAAGAGGUUUAAUUCUAAAGAUCGCUGGGGCCAUUGUUACCUACGAAUUGGUUGUUAUUCAGUACAAUAUGGAAACCCUAAAGAGUAAACCAUACUAA
Anoplophora glabripennis (Asian longhorned beetle) is the source of this 849-nucleotide messenger RNA. Its product is annotated as gustatory receptor for sugar taste 64f-like. Lineage: Eukaryota; Metazoa; Arthropoda; Insecta; Coleoptera; Cerambycidae. Gene Ontology annotation, cellular component: membrane. Gene Ontology annotation, biological process: sensory perception of chemical stimulus; detection of chemical stimulus involved in sensory perception of taste. Gene Ontology annotation, molecular function: taste receptor activity. The transcript has 7 exons. The record is from RefSeq and is a predicted model, not a curated record. Bases 1 to 849 code for a protein of 282 amino acids.